This is a messenger RNA of Rotaria sp. Silwood1, 450 nucleotides long. Lineage: Eukaryota; Metazoa; Rotifera; Eurotatoria; Philodinida; Philodinidae. The record is from the annotation of a GenBank genome assembly.
AUGGUUACACUUACGGAAACAAAACAGAUGCCACAAGUAGUUGAACAAGUAACACAGUCUGCUAAUGAUGAACAACAUCAAAGUCCUGCUUUUAUUCAUCAUUAUCAAACUAUUGAUGAUUCAAAUCAUCUUACACCGAGUAAUGAUGAAGAUUUAACUACUAACAAUAGUGGUGAAGAACAUAAUCAUAAUAAUAAUAAUCAUCGACAUCAACAUAAUCAAGCAAUAUGGCCUCAAAUAGAUAACGAACGUUAUGCAAAGAUAAAUGCUCGUGCUAGUAAUCCGACUAUACAUUUUGGUGAUAGUCGUCUUUGGGCUAUACCUUAUCGAUUUGGAAAACGAGCUACCUUGCCUUAUCGAUUUGGUAAACGAGCCACUAUGCCUUAUCGUUUUGGUAAACGUGCUGCAGCCAUGCAUUUCCGACUUGGAAAGAAAAAUGCUUCUUUGUAA